This is a messenger RNA of Acaulospora colombiana, 291 nucleotides long. Lineage: Eukaryota; Fungi; Glomeromycota; Glomeromycetes; Diversisporales; Acaulosporaceae. The record is from the annotation of a GenBank genome assembly.
AUGACAGCGACGAAUGUCAAACAAACAAACGUACCAGGCACUGUAACAUUUGUUGAAGAAGUCUCGGGAGGAGUGCAAACGCCCGUGGUUAUGAUGACGCCGUCUGUUCCGAAAGGCUCUGACUUCUCCACGCUGGUGGCGUUCACACCUCCUGGGCAAAUGGAACGCACAGCAGUAUUUGAGGAUGUGCCGUUGUGGUGGAGGUUAGCCAGUCCACUCGGGUAUACUGGAGGUGUCGUUUCAGCGGAUGGGACAGCCAAAGUCGAGCCCAAGGGUCAGAGAGAAGAUUAA